AGUUGCAGAGACUGAUAGACCAGAAUGGAGCAGCAGACUGAGAAAGAAGCGAUUAGGGAAGCAUCAGCUGAGGUUUCCAAUGAAUUCAAAACCCUAAUUGAUGCCCAGGAUUUGGAUUCCCUCAAACAACUUCAGCACCUCAUAUUGGGGAGGUUGCAAGAUGGCAAUGCAGUCCUGUCACACUUUAAUGAAGUUUCACAGAACUGCUUUGCUGAGGUUUCUGGAGAUUUUGCUAGAAACACACGCCUUUUACGGUCUAUGAAGUCUGAUCUUGAAUACAUAUUCCAGAAGUUAAGGAGCAUGAAGUCAAGAAUUUUGGCUACCUAUCCGGAUGCAUUCCCGGAUGACUCCAAAAAAGAAGUACAUGACCAAAGACCAGACCUUGAGAUGCCUCUUUGACACUGUAAAACAUCCAAGUUUUCUCUUGGAAGCAUUUCCGGAGUACUAGAAAGCAGUCAUGUUCUGUACAUUAGAAAGCAUAUUUCUCUAACAGUCUACUUUUAUUAUGAGUUGUGUACUGUGUGAUUUAUGAUAUUCCCUAUAUGAUUUUUUCAACAUCUGUACGUGAUUUAACCGAAAUGAGAAGUAUUCCCAAUUCUCAAUAGUACUGUAUUGAUCGUCUUUUAU
Messenger RNA from Argentina anserina (silverweed cinquefoil), 627 nucleotides. RefSeq lists its product as uncharacterized. Bases 25 to 399 code for a protein of 124 amino acids. Lineage: Eukaryota; Viridiplantae; Streptophyta; Magnoliopsida; Rosales; Rosaceae. Gene Ontology annotation, cellular component: BORC complex. Gene Ontology annotation, biological process: lysosome localization. The record is from RefSeq and is a predicted model, not a curated record. The transcript is spliced from 3 exons.